Drosophila elegans is the source of this 1948-nucleotide messenger RNA. It is a transcript of the gene nst, whose product is annotated as phosphoacetylglucosamine mutase. Bases 121 to 1764 code for a protein of 547 amino acids. Gene Ontology annotation, biological process: UDP-N-acetylglucosamine biosynthetic process; carbohydrate metabolic process. The transcript is spliced from 3 exons. The record is from RefSeq and is a predicted model, not a curated record. Gene Ontology annotation, molecular function: phosphoacetylglucosamine mutase activity; magnesium ion binding. Lineage: Eukaryota; Metazoa; Arthropoda; Insecta; Diptera; Drosophilidae.
CGGUCACACCCGCCAGCACACAUCUGUGAAAUUUGUAAAUUUCGAAAGCUGCUCCGGAAAACCGGACGGAUAUCUUUCACCUUGCUUUGUACCAGUUGUUCCGCCUUUAACUAUCGCAAAAUGUCUAUUAAUCUGCGCACCGUUUACGCGUUCGCCAGGGAAAUGUACCCAAAAACCUCCAAGGAAACCAUUCAAUAUGGAACAGCUGGCUUUCGCGGCAAAGCCGAAUUCCUGGACAGCGUGAUGUUCCGCAUGGGAGUUUUGGCCACCUUGCGAUCCCGGUUUCGUGGAGGCUCCGUAAUCGGCGUGAUGAUCACGGCAUCGCACAAUCCGGAGCCAGACAACGGAGUGAAGCUGGUCGAUCCCAAGGGAGAGAUGCUGGAGGCCAGCUGGGAGGCGAUAGCCACCGAUCUGGUCAAUGUCAGCGACCAGGAACUGGAGCAGCAGGUGGCCAAGAUUAUCAAGGACAAUAACAUCGAUGUGACUACAAGUUCCCAGGUGUUUGUGGGCAUGGACAACAGAUACCACAGUCCGCGAUUGCUGAAAGCGGUGGCCGAUGGAGUAAUAGCGCUGAAGGGAAACGUCAAGGAGUACGGCAUCGUGACCACGCCCAUGCUGCACUACUUCGUGGUGGCGGCGAAUACGAAGGAGGCCUACGGCAAACCCACGGAGGAGGGAUACUAUGAUAAGCUGAUCAAGUCCUUCGAACUGCUGCGAAAUGGGCGCCUGGAGAACGGAAACUAUCGGAACAAUAUCAUUUACGAUGGCGCCAAUGGAGUGGGUGCCCGCAAAAUGCUGCAGUUCAUCAAGCGCAUGAAGGGUUCCUUGAAUGUGACGGUCAUAAACCAGGGCGUGGGUGUGGGCAAGAUCAACGAGGACUGCGGCGCCGACUACGUGAAGGUCCAGCAGAGGCCGCCGAAAUCCAUGCCCGAGGUGGAACCCUUUACGAGAUGUGUCAGCGUGGACGGAGAUGCCGAUCGGGUGGUAUACUUCUUCAGCGACGACAAGGGCGAGUUCCACCUACUGGAUGGCGAUCGCAUAGCCACUUUGGUCGCUGGCUUCCUCAUGGAACUGGUCACGCAGGCCGAGAUCGACUUGAGACUGGGCCUGGUGCAGACCGCCUACGCCAAUGGAGCCUCGACAGACUAUAUAGUGGAUGAACUGAAGUUCCCCGUUUCCUGUGUUCCCACGGGCGUUAAGCACCUGCACCACAAAGCUCUGGAGUACGACAUCGGUGUUUAUUUCGAAGCGAAUGGUCACGGAACGAUUGUGUUCAGUGACAAUGCAAAGGCCACAAUCGCCCAAGCUGCGGAAACGAAAGACAGUGCCAAGACCUUGUUGCUCCUCAUCGAUCUGAUCAACGAAACGGUGGGCGAUGCCAUUUCGGACAUGCUGCUGGUGGAAACCAUCCUGAACCACAAGGGCUGGGACGUGCAGGACUGGAUCUCGUCGUACAAUGACCUGCCCAACCGACAACUGAAGGUCAAGGUGCAGGAUCGGAACGUUAUCGAGACCACGGAUGCGGAGCGAGUAUGCGUGAAGCCGGAGGGUCUGCAGACGGAGAUCAACAAGGUGGUGGCCAACUACAAAAGGGGUCGCUCCUUUGUGCGUCCCUCGGGAACAGAGGAUGUGGUGCGCGUCUAUGCCGAGGCGGCCACAAAAGAGGAUACCGAUACCCUUGCCUACGAAGUGGGACUUCUGGUGCAGAAACUGGCCGGAGGCGUUGGCCCGGAAUUGACGAAACCCAACAGUGCCCAUCUUUAAGCGAAAAAACGAACCAACCUCAAAUGAAUCGACACAGGUCCUAGUUGGAGCAAUAAAUCUCUUUUAAUUUUAGGUGCUCGCUCAGUAACUUAAAAACUUAAAUAUCUUAACUCUCAAACGCAUUUAUACUGUAACUGUUCACUGUCUUGUAUGUUCUAAAGAUGAGAUGUUUUUUACCACUAAA